Molecule: messenger RNA, 2176 nt
Organism: Hippocampus zosterae (dwarf seahorse)
Lineage: Eukaryota; Metazoa; Chordata; Actinopteri; Syngnathiformes; Syngnathidae
Exons: 8
Coding region: 224-1288 (354 amino acids)
Cellular component (GO): membrane
Source: RefSeq, a predicted model, not a curated record
UUAAGUAUGUAGUCAAAACAAAGCGUAUAGGAGCCGGUCGCACGGAAGUGUUUUGUUCCAACCUUGUGCGAAAUGAGACCUGAGACAUUUUGAACAAAAAACUUCAACAUGUUAUUAACGGUGUAGUUUGUACUUCUUUUUUAUACCAGUAUUUUAACAUUAAGGAAACUAAACGGAGUGUAGUUUGCGAGCUGCCUAGCUUGCUUCAACGACACAAGCGGCCAUGCCUCCCUAUUCUGAAUUGAGGAAAAGCAACCACUUCUAUUACUUCAUCAAAUUCACCCUCAAUGUCUAUUCGAUGCUGUUUUCGCUGGUGGGUCUCUGUGUACUCUGCGUGGGGGUGUAUGCUGAAGUGGAAAGGCAGAAAAAUCGAACUCUGGAGGGUCUCUUCCUGGCUCCUGCAGUGGUGCUGAUCCUGCUGGGUCUGGUAAUGUUCACAGUCUCACUUGUGGGCAUGGUUGGCUCCCUCAGAGACAAUAAAACCCUGCUGCACAUGUUCCUCUGCGUUCUCUGUGUGUUGCUGCUCCUCCAAGCUAUCGGCCUCAUUAUAGCUCUCAUCUUUGAGAAGAAGACGUCUUCCUUGUUUCAAAGCAGCAUACGAGAGGGAAUCAAACACUACUACGAUGACCUGGACUUUAAAAACAUCUUGGACUACGUGCAAGAAAAGUUUUCAUGUUGUGGAGGAGAUGAAUAUAAGGACUGGGGAGUCAACCAAUACCACUUCUGUAACGGGACUGGCCCACUAGCGUGUGGGGUUCCAUAUACCUGCUGUAUCCGCCGUGAGGUAGGAGAGGUCAUUAACACCCUGUGUGGUUCCAAGGCACUGGAUAGACAGCGUGAAAGCCUGCAAGAGGAGAUCCACGUGCGAGGGUGCAUUCACGCAGUCAACCUUUGGAUGAGUGACAACAUUGGAGUAACUGUUGGACUGUGCUGUGCCAUUGGGCUGCCACAGCUGCUCGGCAUUGUCCUGAGCUGCGUCUUUUGGAACCUUCUGGUGGAAAUGAGCGAAUCUGUCGACAUGGUGGACUUCAAGUUGAAGAAGCUGGAGUUCAAGUACAGCGAGCUGGACCUGGCCGGCGCCGGCUGGUGUAUGUGCCUGCCGAGGGACGGCGGCUACUUGCCCGUUCCAGCUUCUGAGCCCGAACUGGACCCCAUUGACAUUCACCUGCAGAAGCUGAAGAAGCAGCCGCCUCGCACGCACGCUCAGCUCCGAGAACUCCAACAGUCCAGGUCGGCCAGCGGCCUGGACGAGGUAGAUGUGGGCCGCAAGCUGAAAAGGGAACACUGAAUGGUCUUGUCGCCCUUUCCUGCUUUCCCUGCGACAUUGUGAUCUUUUUAGUUGUUUGAUUUGUGUUGCACUACUUAAUGGUUGAACCUCUGCUGAUGGAUCGAGGGAAUUUGGUCAGCCAAAGGGAUCCAAAAUACUUUGUCACUUUGAGUGUUCUGUUGACUAGAAAUUCAGACAACAAACAACCUGCCGCAUCAGCUUUUGUUUUUAUUUUUCUCGUUUACAGUUUUGUAGUGUCUUGUUUCGAGUGUUAAGUAUUGAAAGAUAUUUGGCAUUAUGUCACAUUUGAAUUUGUUUUGAUCUUUGGAUUUGAGCUACAUCUCACGGGUUGGCGCUUACCUCAGGCUGUUUCAGACAGCCCAAUAGCUAAGAGGAUGAAUCUUGUACCUUGUGUAUAAAAACACAAACAAAAUACAAAUAAUUGUAGAGUCAUGGUUUUUCAGUGUCGACCAAAUAGGACUAGCCUAUAUGUCAUGCGCGUAACGUUUGUGACGGAUGUGUACAGGUUGUGUAAAAAAAAAAAAAAGUGUUAUGAUCUCGGUUGGAUUUGUGUCGUCAGUGUACACUGUAAAACUGAUAGUCGUGGAAUAAUAAUGGAAUGCAUGUUUUGUACUGUGUAUGAAUUAAAUUAUUCGUAAAACGAUACUCGGUUUACAUUUGAAGCUUUCAAAUGGGAGGCUUCAGUUUUUCAAUUUUUUAAAAUAGUUUCUAUUCUUUCCAUCAUUUAAGGGACGGCGAAAGGGAGAAUACAAGCUACAACUCUGUUCAAUAGCACCUGUUUGACAGUCGCGCCAAUACAGUAUCAGACCACUCUUCCGAGCUUCCCUGCAGCUCGUGCCUUGUACCAACACUACUGCUCUGGUCAAUAAACUGGAAUUUGUCUACUAA